Messenger RNA from Yamadazyma tenuis ATCC 10573, 2672 nucleotides. RefSeq names its product D-lactate dehydrogenase (gene DLD2). The record is from RefSeq and is a predicted model, not a curated record. NCBI's taxonomy places the organism in Eukaryota, Fungi, Ascomycota, Pichiomycetes, Serinales, Debaryomycetaceae. Gene Ontology annotation, cellular component: mitochondrion. Gene Ontology annotation, biological process: lactate catabolic process. Gene Ontology annotation, molecular function: D-lactate dehydrogenase (NAD+) activity; D-lactate dehydrogenase (cytochrome) activity; FAD binding.
AGGCGUCUUUGUUUGCUCCAGGCCCUUGUGCGACCAAAACAUUGUUUGAUUGCCAGCUCAUUAACCAAACCCUUUUUAUACCACAACUCCCAACACAUCUACCAACUACUUUAUGUUUUCCCGAGACUCCAAAACAAGGCGGCCCUUGAGCCAGUCGUUGUCUCUUACCAACCUCCACCUCUUUACCCGAUCUCGUGAACCGUCGUUGUCCCACACCAAAUCGUCUGCUCCUUUACAAAACAUCACAAACACCGCGAUCAACACCUCCCGUCUGCGGCCCGCUAAGCAACGCUACUCGUCACUAUUCGACAAGGAGAACGAGACCAGACAGCGCCUUCAUAAGCGGUUUUCCGUCAACUUCAAACAGGUAGAAGACAGUGACAGCGACGAUGAGACGAUUAAAAGCAUCAACACAUCUCCAUUCACAAACAACGAUAUGAUGUCGCUCAAUCUUUCGAGUAUCACCCUCGAAGAUGAAGAGCCUUCGAAAGACAAACCUGAACUCUCCAAAAGUGAACUUCCCAAAGACGACAAGCGAAUGUCACGAAUGUCGAAUCUCUCGAGCAUUCUCGAGUUUGUGCACCAGAUCAACUAUGACGUGGCGCCGCCGUUCGGUGACCCGGCGAAGCUGAAGGUCUUUGAAGAGGUGCAAAUCGGCCAAUUUAAUGCCACUUCUGACUACCAUAUCAAGUUGGUGCACAACGCAAUGCUCUUCCAGUACGACGAGGCUGAUAUUGUGGACCCGUUGGGGCUCGAUGACAUUGACUACGCAGCCGUGUUUGCAGCGCCAUACCACGAGGAGCUAAGCAUCUAGCCGUGGGUUUGAAAUGUAUUUACGUGGUGAUGAUUUUAGAGAGCCGAAGGGCCAAAUGUCGCAGCUGCAUCGCGAACUCACCUCGCGAGAUCUUUGUAUAAUAGUGUAUAAUUCCAAUCAUAUUCUUAUGAGCAGGUACUUAUUCUCGCGCACCGCCGCUGUGGUUGGCGCCGUGGCAGCAUCGUCGUUCGCCACGUACACCCUCACCCGUGCCCAUCUUCAAUCCAACCUCCCGUCCGAUUGGUUCCCCAACGAGAGCACCACCAAACUCCAUUCCAUUUCUACUCCCCAGUACGCCACCCCAUCGCAACUCCAGCACGCUAUCCGUGAACUACGCGAUGUUCUAGGUGACACCAAUGUCGUUAACACCCCCGUGGUGCUUGAGUACCACACUCGUAAUGAGUUCAAUCCGCACGAGCCCAAACCUCAUGAGAAGCCCAAGUAUGUGAUAUACCCUAGAUCCACAAACGACGUCAGCGAGGCCAUGGCCAUCUUGAACCGGUACCGUGUGCCGGUGGUGCCGUUCAGUGGCGGCACAUCUCUCGAAGGCCAUUUCUACUCUACUCGGGAAGGUAUCGUCAUGGAUACCUCCAAAAUGGACCAGGUCCUCGCCAUCAACUCCGAAGACCUCGACGUACAGGUCCAGGCGGGCGUCAAUUGGGUUCGCUUGAACGAACAGCUUGCUCCGCACCAGUUGAUGAUCGGGUCUGACUGUGGACCUGAUGGGUUGAUUUCUGGCAUGAUUAACACCAAUGCUUCGGGUAUCAACGCAUCCAAGUAUGGGGCCAUGAUCUCCAACGUCAUCUCCCUUACGGUGGUGUUGCCAGACGGGAAAAUAGUCCGUACCAAGCAACGGCCCCGUAAACUGAGCUCAGGGUACAGUUUAACACAGCUUUUUGUCGGAAGUGAGGGAACGUUGGGAAUCGUCACCGAGGCCACCCUUAAAUUGCACCCAAUUCCCAGGUACGAAACAGUGAUUGUGGGCCAGUUCCCCACACUCUUGGACAGCACCAAGACAGUGAGCCAAUUGUACCGUGCUGGAGUCCACCCUAAUGCCAUUGAGUUAUUGGACAGAGACAUGAUGCACUGCAUCAACUAUCUGGGUUACUUCACCCAAGAGUGGGCUGAGGUACCCACACUUUUCUUCAAAGUGGGUGGAAUGAGCAAGGCAAUGGUGGACGAGCAGGUUAAGGUUUUAAAGGAAAUUAGUGUGAAGAAUAACUGUAAGGAUUUUAUUGCUGCAAAAAGUGAGGAAGAAGGAAAAGAGCUUUUCUCGGCCCGCAAAAACGCAUUUUACGCCAUUCUCAACUAUGGUCGCAACGAGAUCGACCCCGAUAUUCGGUUGUGGGUCACCGACAUCGCGGUACCGCUUUCAAAGCUUCCGCCAGUGUUGGACCAGAUUUACGCCAUGAUCAGAGAGAGCGGGUUCCAGAGUGUUAUUCUCGCGCACGCAGGAGAUGCCAACUUCCACUGCGAUGUUUUCUACAAGGACCACGAGAAGGACAAGUGUGAACUGCUUAUCAACAAAAUGAUGGAUCUCGGGCUCGUCAAUGAAGGAACCGCAUCAGGAGAACAUGGUAUUGGUAAUGGGAAGAGAACUUUUUUGAUUCAAGAAUUGGGUCAAGAUGCGGUGGAUUUAAUGAGAAGAAUCAAACUUGCAGUCGACCCCAACCGGAUUUUGAAUCCUGAUAAGAUUUUUAAGAUCGACCCAAAUGAUAAGGGGGAGUUUUAGGAUAUGCCCCACAAAAGUAUUUAGAGACAUAGGAUUACUGAUAUGACAUAGACCAAUCUGAGCAUAUUAGAUAGAGUGAAAUAGAUACCAGUAAUCAGCAACAGAGAAUAUACUCAAUAGAUGUGG